This is a messenger RNA of Dendrobium catenatum, 1849 nucleotides long. RefSeq names its product alpha-humulene synthase. Gene Ontology annotation, molecular function: terpene synthase activity; magnesium ion binding. Lineage: Eukaryota; Viridiplantae; Streptophyta; Magnoliopsida; Asparagales; Orchidaceae. Gene Ontology annotation, biological process: diterpenoid biosynthetic process. The record is from RefSeq and is a predicted model, not a curated record. Bases 1 to 1785 code for a protein of 594 amino acids. The transcript is spliced from 10 exons.
AUGGUAUCAGAGCGGUACAAUUCGUGUGGAAAAAGGUCUUUAGUGCAAAAGGCUUCUUUGAUGGCACGAUCCCAGUUUCCACAUCCAUUGACGAAUCCAUUUCGCUCAACACUGGAUCCUCGUUGGACAGCUCGCUACUCACAGAUCAACAUCUUGCUGCAGCCUUGUGUUCGACAAGGAAGAUACAGCGGCAAUCGAGGCCGUCGGGGUCGUGGAUCAAGAAACUCAGCUGGUCGAGGGAAUACUAAUCCUUAUCGCAAUGUCGCUAUAAAUAGCCACUUAUUGGUUGUAUUUGAUUUCAAUGAACAUAGAAUGAGUUUACCUUUUACCCGUUGUAUCUUUCCUGAUUUCACUGUUAGCUUCACCGCCUUCUCAGAAAAAGUAGCAAUGACAUAUGCUGAAUCAUCUAACAUUCAUUCUCCUGUAGAUGCUGUUCGCCAGCCUGCUGGAGUUUUUUCCCCAAGUGUUUGGGGAGAUUACUUCAUAACCCACACGCCAAUGCCUUCCUCUGAGAUUUCAAAAUUGAAUAUUUUGAAGGAAAAGAUAAAGAAAAGGAUUGAUGAGCUUAAGGACGUGAUAAAGAAGCAGCUCAGAGACGCAAGCGAUCUGCUUCAAUCUUUAGAAAUGAUUGAUGCAAUCCAGCAUCUAGGAGUGGCCUAUCAUUUUGAAUUCGAGAUCAACGAUGCUUUGAAGAAAAUACAUAGAGAUGGCUACGAAGAGAGUAAAGAUCUACACACUAUAGCGCUGGGAUUUCGACUACUGAGGCAGCAACGAUUUCCAAUUUCAGCUGACAUAUUCAACAAAUUUAUGGACAAAGAAGGAGAUUUCAAGGAAAGUUUGAAGCAUGAUGCAAAAGCCUUAUUAAGCCUCUACGAAGCUGCUCAUCUUGGGACACCAAAUGAGAAAAUAUUGGAAAAUGCAGCAAAAUUUACAAGAACUUAUCUCAAAUUGUUGUUAGGCACUAUGGAUCCAAAUUUUGCAACUAUAACAUCAAGAUCCUUAGAAACACCAAGGUUUAGAAGAACUGAAAGGCUAGAAGCAAGAGAAUACCUAUCAAUUUAUGCAGAAGAAAAAACUAGAAGUGAACUUCUACUAGAGUUUGCAAAAUUGGACUACCAUUUAGUACAAUCAAUUCAUUUGGAGGAACUUCUACACAUAACCUUAUGGAAGAAUUCAAUGGCCCUUUCAGAAAACCUACCAUUUGCACGAGAUAGAUUUGUCGAGUUACAUUUUUGGAUGAUAGGAGCAUACUUUGAACCAUGUUAUUCUCGUGCAAGAAUAAUGACUACAAAAUUACUUAUACUGACAUCAAUACUUGAUGAUAUCUACGAUCAAUAUGGAACACUUGAAGAGCUUGAAUUGCUUACUGAAAAAAUUGAAAGAUGGGAACUCGAAGGAGUGGAUCAAUUACCAAAAUACUUGCAACAUUUUUGCAUUGUCCUUUAUAAAACAUUCAAUGAUUUGGAAGAUGAGCUGUCAUUUGAGCAAAAUUCAUUUCGCAUGCAAUUCCUUAAAAAAGAGAUGAAAAAGUUAGCACAUGCAUAUUUUGAUGAAACACGAUGGGGAAAUCAACAUUAUAUUCCUAGUAUGCAAGAACACUUGCGUAUCUCUCUUUUGAGCUGCGCAUAUCCAAUGUUAUUUUGUGCGACAUUUGUCGGUAUGUACGAAGUGAUUCCAUCGAAUGCAUUUGAAUGGGUUACUGAAUUUCCAGAGAUUGUCAAAGCAUCUUGCUUCAUAUGCAGAGUCAUGAACGAUAUAACUUCUGAUGAGGUAUCUUUUAUAUAGAAAAUUAGUGAAAUUUAUAAAAAAGCUUAUUUAAUAUGUUGCAUUUAUUUAGCUAUUAAUUAUA